CUGUACAAGGACGUGAUGAUGGAGAAUCACCGGCCCCUCACAUCACUGGAUGGGCCCAGUAACAGAGAUACCCCAGAGAGAUGUCCCCAUCCUCUGUAUUCCCAGAAUUGUACAGAGGAGAAUCACAGGAUCCCACAGGAGGAUCAGGUAGAACGUCUGUAUGAUAUUAAAAUAGAAGAUACAGAGGGAGAUGAAGAGACAUAUGUGACUGAUAUAAAGGCAGAAGAUACAGAGGGAGAUGAAGAGACGUAUGUGACUGAUAUAAAGGCAGAAGAUAUAGAGGGAGAAGAAGAGACGUAUGUGACUGAUAUGAAGGCAGAAGAUAUAGAGGGAGAAGAAGAGACAUAUGUGACUGAUAUAAAGGCAGAAGAUAUAGAGGGAGAAGAAGAGACGUAUGUGACUGAUAUGAAGGCAGAAGAUAUAGAGGGAGAAGAAGAGACGUAUGUGAUUGAUAUAAAGGCAGAAGAUAUAGAGGGAGAAGAAGAGACGCAUGUGACUGAUAUAAAGGCAGAAGAUAUAGAGGGAGAAGAAGAGACGUAUGUGACUGAUAUGAAGGCAGAAGAUAUAGAGGGAGAAGAAGAGACGUAUGUGACUGAUAUAAAGGCAGAAGAUAUAGAGGGAGAAGAAGAGACGUAUGUGAGGGGAGAUCAGCAGCGUAAGGAGGAGGAGAUCCCUACAGAUAUCAGCACAGCAGAUGGACACACAAGGAGGAAUAUCACAGAAGGACAUCUAAUGUUAUCCCCGGAUUGUGACAUAAAAGAUGACAGUAGACAGGAUUCUCCAGGAGCUAACCCCAUUACCGCAAUUAAACAUCCAGCUCUAUCAGCUGAUCCCCCUGAUCCUGGGAAAUAUUCUCCUGAUCACUCUGAUAUUGGUGCAUCUGUUACAGCUCUGAGAGUAGAUACAGUGUUUCCCUGUUCUAUAGAUGCCAAAUGUUUUACACAGAACACAAAGCGUAUUACCCAUCAGCCAGCUAAGGCAGGUGAGAGGCCAUUUCCAUGUUCUGAGUGUGGGAAAUGUUUUACACACAAAUCAGCUCUUGUUACACAUCAGAGAAGUCACACAGGUGAAAAGUCAUAUUCCUGUUCUGAGUGUAGGAAAUGUUUUCCACGGAAAUCAGAACUUGUUACACAUCAGAGAAGUCACACAGGUGAGAAGCCAUAUUCCUGUUCUGAGUGUGGGAAAUGUUUUGCAUGGAAAUCAAAUCUUGUUAAACAUCAGAGAAGUCACACAGGUGAGAAGCCGUACUUCUGUUCUGAGUGUGGGAAAUGUUUUGCAUCGAAAUCAAAUCUUGUUACACAUCAGAGGAAUCACACAGGUGAGAAGCCAUAUUCCUGUUCUCAGUGUGGGAAAUGUUUUGCAUCGAAAUCAUAUCUUGUUAUACAUCAGAAAAGUCACAGAGGUGAGAAGCCAUAUUCCUGUUCUGAGUGUGGGAAAUGUUUUGCAUCGAAAUCAUAUCUUGUUACACAUCAGAAGAGUCACACAGGUGAGGAGCCAUAUUCCUGUUCUGAGUGUGGGAAAUGUUUUGCAUAUAAAUCAAAUCUUGUUACACAUCAGAAGAGUCACACAGGUGAGGAGCCAUAUUCCUGUUCUGAGUGUGGGAAAUGUUUUGCAUCGAAAUCACAUCUUGUUAUACAUCAGAGAAGUCACACAGGUGAGAAGCCAUAUUCCUGUGCUGAGUGUGGGAAAUGUUUUGCAUUGAAAUCAGGUCUUGUUAUACAUCAGAAAAGUCACACAGGUGAGAAGCCAUAUACCUGUGCUGAGUGUGGGAAAUGUUUUCCACGUAAAUCAGAUCUUGUUACACAUCAGAGAAGUCACACAGGUGAGAAGCCAUAUUCCUGUUCUGAGUGUGGGAAAUGUUUCACACAGAAAUCACAUCUUGUUCCACAUCAGAAAAGUCACACAGGUGAGAAGCCGUACUUCUGUUCUGAGUGUGGGAAAUGUUUUGCAUUGAAAUCAAAUCUUGUUACACAUCAGAGGAAUCACACAGGUGAGAAGCCAUAUUCCUGUUCUCAGUGUGGGAAAUGUUUUGCAUCGAAAUCAUAUCUUGUUACACAUCAGAAAAGUCACACAGGUGAGAAGCCAUAUUCCUGUUCUGAGUGUGGGAAAUGUUUUGCAUCGAAAUCAUAUCUUGUUACACAUCAGAGAAGUCACACAGGUGAGAAGCCGUAUUCCUGUUCUGAGUGUGGGAAAUGUUUUGCACAGAAAUCAGAUCUUGUUACACAUCACAGAAGUCACACAGGUGAGAAGCCGUACUCCUGUUCUGAGUAUACCAAAUGUUUUACACAGAAAACAAAGCUUAUUACCCAUCAGGCAGCUAAGGCAGGUGAGAGGCCAUUUCCAUGUUCUGAGUGUGGGAAAUGUUUUGCACGGAAAUCGCAUCUUGUUAUACAUCAGAGAAGUCAUACAGGUGAGAGGCCAUAUUCUUGCUCUGAGUGUGGGAAAUGUUUUUCCCAGAAAUCACAUCUUGUUCUACAUCAGAGAAGUCACACAGGUGAGAGGCCGUUUUCUUGCUCUGAGUGUGGGAAAUGUUUUUCCCAGAAAUCACAUCUUGUUCUACAUCGGAGAAGUCACACAGGUGAGAAGCCAUUUUCUUGCUCUGAGUGCGGGAAAUGUUUUUCCCAGAAAUCACCACUUGUUACACAUCAGCGAAGUCACACAGGUGAGAAGCCAUUUUCUUGCUCUGAGUGUGGGAAAUGUGUUAGAUGGAAAUCACAACUUGUUACUCAUUACAGAAGUCACACAGGUGAGAAUAUAUUUCCAUGUUCUGAGUGUGGGAAAUGUUUUUCCCAGAAAUCACAUCUUGUUCUACAUCAGAGAAGUCACACAGGUGAGAGGCCGUUUACUUGCUCUGAGUGUGGGAAAUGUUUUCCCCAGAAAUCACAUCUUGUUCUACAUCAGAGAAGUCACACAGGUGAGAAGCCAUUUUCUUGCUCUGAGUGUGGGAAAUGUGUUAGAUGGAAAUCACAACUUGUUACUCAUUACAGAAGUCACACAUGUGAGAAUAUAUUUCCAUGUUCUGAGUGUGGGAAAUGUUCUGCACACAAAUCAGAUCUUAGAAACCAUGAGAGAAGUCACACAGGUGAGAAGCCAUUUCUCUAACGUCCUAAGUGGAUGCUGGGGACUCCGUAAUGACCAUGGGGA
This is a messenger RNA of Pseudophryne corroboree (corroboree frog), 3144 nucleotides long. RefSeq names its product zinc finger protein 585A-like. Lineage: Eukaryota; Metazoa; Chordata; Amphibia; Anura; Myobatrachidae. Gene Ontology annotation, cellular component: nucleus. Gene Ontology annotation, biological process: regulation of transcription by RNA polymerase II. The record is from RefSeq and is a predicted model, not a curated record. Gene Ontology annotation, molecular function: RNA polymerase II cis-regulatory region sequence-specific DNA binding; DNA-binding transcription factor activity, RNA polymerase II-specific. The transcript has 5 exons. The coding region runs from base 16 to 3102 and encodes 1028 amino acids.